GAUCACUCCUUGUGUGGCUAUGUGUGUGACAUUGUGUGUGUGUGUCCCUGCUUUCUGUUCCUAUAUACUGAGCAAACAUCUUGAGCUGCGCACACACAAACACACACACAGAUACUCACACACACACAAAAUCCAGACUGUGACUUUGAAAAAACGCAGACAGAAGAGAGUUGGGGGGUACUGCAGGCGCCACAUUGUCUCAACACCUCCACAGCACAGAGUCGCUGUAGAACCCAAUAUCAGGCUCCUAAUAGGAGGCGGAUUUUGGGGGGAGAUGAAGGGCUAUGGGGGGUUAGAAAAAACAACAAUAUCUUAGGGAAAAAAGCAAUCCAAUGAGAUUAGAGGGAGGGGGUUGAUCUAGGAAUUGCACCCCCUCCUCCAGCUACAUAUUUAAUGUUUAAGUCACAUCCUUGGGAUCUUUUGUACAAUAUUAGAAUAAAAGGAAGUCAAUGCAGAGCUGUGGAACCUCCUCAAGGAGGAACGUAUCACACCAGAGCACAAGGUUGCAGGUAAAGGCGGCGGGAAUAUCACGGAUCACAAGUCAAGCGACGGGAACUGGACUCCUGACAUGCACUCUGGCUGCUCUUAGCGCUUUGCACUGUGGCUGGAAGCCCCGUGUUUGAGUCCCUACUAAUAGUGGAGCUGCUGAGCGCAGCGGGCUGUCCAAUGACCCUGAGAUCGCCCGAAACGUCAGACAGCCCGAGUACCAUACAAAGCAGCUCCGGGGAGAGCGGCUCACCGCCCGGGGGCAUCAAGGAGGGGCGGGAUCGGGAGGAUCGCAUUGCUGAGUCCAUGAGUGAGCUCAGGAGAUCAGGCUGGUAUUGGGGAAAUAUGACUGUUGAUGAGGCAAAGGAAAAGUUGCAAGAUGCUCCAGAAGGAACCUUUCUGGUUCGAGACAGCUCACAUACAGACUAUCUUUUAACAAUCUCCGUGAAAACGUCAGCAGGGCCAACCAACUUACGUAUUGAAUACCGAGAAGGGAAAUUCCGACUGGACUCAGUAGUCUGUGUGAGAUCCAGACUAAAACAGUUUGACAGUGUUGUCCAUCUGAUCGAGUAUUAUGUGCUGUUGUCAAAAAAUAAGAAGAUAGAGUCUGAAACUCUUCCAAACAGAACAGUCCACCUGUGGCUGGUGAAGCCACUAUACACGUCCGCUCCGUCCUUGCAGCAUCUCUGUAGAAUGACUGUUAACAAAUGUACCGACAAAAUCGACGAAUUGCCAUUACCAAUGAGACUGAAAGAGUAUAUUACAGAAUAUCGUUACCAUGUAUAGAUGUUUUGUUAAACACCAGUAAAGCAUGGAGAAGAUCCUCUUCCAAAUUUAGAAAAAAUAAUGUUAAUUAACAGUGACCUGGACUGUUCUAAGUGGUUAAAGCUAUCAGUGUCAUUUCAUUUCAGUAACAGUAUCAUAGGACUGCAUUUACUUGAUGGCAAUGAAGAACAUUACAGAACAUAUUGACUUUUACAGUACUUCUUAAAUCCACUUUAUCUACUUUUUCACUUUAAUGAUGGGGAUCAAUAUGUUCUAAUUUGUAAAGAUUUGGAUAUUGAUCAAACGCAUUAUCUGACAGGCCAAAAAGUAUUUUUGCUUCAGCCCUUUUUUUUCUUUUUUUUUCAAUUCCCGUGUUUCCACAUGCAUGCUGCCUGCUAAUCAUGGAUUAACGUGGCCAAAGUUCAACUGGGUGCCAAAGAAACAGUGUAUCCCAUCUUUCAGCCAGUAAUUUUGGACCUUGGGUCUUUAUUGUUGCACUUAAAUGGCCUCAGAAAAUUCAAAUGUAAUUAGCUGACGGGAUCAAAUACAUAACUAAUGGGAUCAAGGGUUUUUUAUUUGUCUGUCUACUGUGCAAAACAAAAACAAUUAUUCAGAAAACGUUUUCUCUGCAUGGCCAUGUGUAUAUGUAUAUAUGUGUUGCAUAUACACAACAAUAUCACACAGAAACAAAAUAGUUACAGGGGAGUGCCAAAACAGGAUGGCAUACUAUAAUAUAACAUGAUUGUAGCUUGCAUGCUGAAUUGUACAUUCAAUCAAUAGACAAGUUCAUGUAUAUGCACAAUGGCACAGAAGCCAGACAGCUUAAUCUUGCAUUUCUGUGCCUUGGUCUAAAUAUUGGUGCUAUUGUAGCCUAUAAUCUAAUAGAAGGAAAUAUGGAUAUGCAAACAGAGUUGUGCUUCAUAAGAGAUAGAUAUACAGUAAGGUGUUGGUGCUUCUAUCUCUAAUGCACAGCAGAUUGACACCAAUUUUAAUGGUGUCCAUUGACCCAUAUGUUGCAGUCUUUCAUAUUUUUUCACAAAGUCCAUGUAUAUAUAUAUAUUUUUUUUUGUACUCAGAUUUACUGUCAUAUUCAGGUAACAGAAUUAAUUUAAUUUGAUUUCACUAAUUACAUCUGCAGGCUUUUGGAAAGUAGUCUGUGCAUUACGCAUGCAAUCGAGAAAGACUAAAAAUUAAAUGACAACAGAGAGCAAAGAAUGCAUCCGGCCUCAAAGUCAUACCAUAUGGCCUACUUGUUUUGAAGAGUCCAAUUGAAUUGCACACUAGUAAGUGCCAGUAACUCCCAAAGCUUACCAAUGGUGGCUAUUGUUUACUAGCAUUGCUUUUUAUCACAUGGCACCUUCCACAUCCAUUGAGAUGGGCACUGAGAAGUCUUCUGACUGGAGAAGGCAUUGCAUGGAACAGCACUGUGUACAAUGUCAUGCCUACUAGUGUUUACUUUGCCAAGAACAGCAGUUUGCUACUACUAGGGAAACCUGCUGUGCUUACUGAUAAUAUGUAUGGUUAUGACAGUACAAUCUUACUAUGUAUCUUUGUGUAAAAAGACUUUAUUCUUCAUGUGAAGUUUAUGUACAAUGUUAAAACCGUGGAAUUUUGAUUGUUAUUGAACAGUUUGCUACUUUAGGUGCCUCAUGUCUUAAGGCUCAAAUAAACAGCCAUUUAAAGGGGAUUAAAAUGCAUACUGAAGCACUUGGAAGGUAUUUCCUCCCCACCCCCCCCCCCCACCCCAGAUAAAAUGCUUUUCAGUAGCAAAUAUUAACUUUAGCUCUCAAGCAACAGUAACAGGCAAAAAUAUACUGAGGUUUCUAAAGGAGGGGGAACAUGCCAGUUUUUAAUAUAAGCUCAGUCUGGUAUGCUAAUGUUAAAAAAAAGUGCAUAAAUUUCCUAUCAGAUACAAAAAAUAUUUAUGUAUUUUUUUGUUUACAGUGUAGUUAACAAUGUAGUUGGGUCCCAAAAUUAACCGCAACAGCCUCUCUCAAAAACGCCACCAUAAACUCUGUAGAUAACUAAGGAUGCACAGAACCAAUCAUUUUCCAGCUAAAUAAGCAAUCAUAGCCAAUAUAAAACCUAAUCCAAACCUUAGUUGUAUUUGCUACAAUACAAAUAGCAUCAUCUGUGAAGAAAAAAAAAUGUCCAGAGCUUUAAAGUCACAAUAACUUUUAAGUGCUUGGAUUCUGCUGAACACUAUUAUUGUCAUAUGUAAAUCCUUCAACUGGAAUUUAGCUGAAUCCUGUACCAAAGUCUGGAUUUGGUGCAUCCCUACAAAUAAUGCCUGUGGAUGACAAAAUCCUGUUGUAUUGCUGCCUAGAUUUGGUCACCAAUAACUCAUAAUUCAUCUUGUGCUACUCAUGUUUGCCUUCUCUGCUGAGGAAAGGUGCAUUGCACUGCACCCCUGUCUCCUUUGUCUCCCAUUUGUGGGAGCAAUGACAGCACCACUGAGGGGACCUGGGGCUGCUGGCUGAUUUGGUUAGAUAAUAGGACAACAUAUUCCAUAUUUUUUUUGCAAGAUGAAGCAAUGUACUUGAGCCUUUCUGCCUGCUUGCACUGGCCAGGAAACUGUUUGCCCAAGUCAGUGUAGGUCACUUCCUCAAUAAAUGAUUGCCUUUAAAUUAGAAGAGAGGAAUUUUAUGUCUCUAAGCAAAAAAUCCAAAGCAUUUAUUGCAAAAUUUUUAAUAUAAUUGAACUGCAAUGUAUGCAGGCUUGCCUGGGGGUGAAAUAUUUUUGUCUGUUAUUGCAUCUUGAAGGCUCAACUUGAGCACUAUAGACCUACAAAUUCUUGGAUCUAUAUUCAACUGUUUUUUUUUUCACCAGAGUCCAUGAAUUUUCAUGGAUCUGCUCAAAUGCAGCUAUAAAGUUGCAUUAUUGUAGUGUAAUCUGCUGGGAGUAUCAGCAAUUGCUUUUAUUAUCUACAGUGUAGAACUUUCUUUUUUUUACAAACAUGUCUAUUUAAAAUGUGUGUAUUCUCUGCUGUAACUAUAAGACAAUAAAUUUCAACAUAUUAAAUAAAA
Xenopus tropicalis (tropical clawed frog) is the source of this 4277-nucleotide messenger RNA. It is a transcript of the gene socs2, whose product is annotated as suppressor of cytokine signaling 2. The record is from RefSeq and is a predicted model, not a curated record. Gene Ontology annotation, cellular component: cytoplasm. Lineage: Eukaryota; Metazoa; Chordata; Amphibia; Anura; Pipidae. Bases 667 to 1272 code for a protein of 201 amino acids. The transcript has 3 exons. Gene Ontology annotation, biological process: protein ubiquitination; intracellular signal transduction.